Molecule: messenger RNA, 1269 nt
Organism: Kluyveromyces marxianus DMKU3-1042
Lineage: Eukaryota; Fungi; Ascomycota; Saccharomycetes; Saccharomycetales; Saccharomycetaceae
Gene: CDC11
Product: septin CDC11
Exons: 1
Coding region: 1-1269 (422 amino acids)
Biological process (GO): cellular bud neck septin ring organization; division septum assembly; cytoskeleton-dependent cytokinesis
Cellular component (GO): cytosol; cell division site; microtubule cytoskeleton
Molecular function (GO): GTP binding; GTPase activity; molecular adaptor activity
Source: RefSeq, a predicted model, not a curated record
AUGGCUAGUAUCAUCGAGGCUUCAGCAGCUCUGCGUAAGCGGAAAAAUCUUAAAAGAGGUAUUCAGUUCACUUUGAUGGUUGUUGGACAAUCUGGGAGUGGGAGAUCUACAUUUAUCAACACGCUUUGUGGGCAAAAAGUGGUGGAUACCUCCACAACUAUUCUGUUGCCUACCGACACAAACACACAGAUCGAUGUGCAAUUGAGGGAGGAGAUUGUGGAGUUAGAAGAUGAGGAGGGGGUCAAGAUCCAGUUGAACAUUAUUGACACGCCUGGGUUUGGGGACUCUUUGGAUAACUCUCCUUCUUUCGAGGUUAUUUCGGAUUACAUUCGUCAUCAGUACGACGAGAUUUUACUCGAGGAGAGUCGUGUAAGGAGAAAUCCUCGUUUCAAGGAUGGGAGGGUACACUGUUGUUUGUACUUGAUCAACCCCACGGGACAUGGGUUGAAGGAGAUUGAUGUUGAGUUUAUCAGAAGACUUGGGUCGUUGGUUAACGUGAUCCCUGUCAUUAGCAAAGCGGACUCUUUGACUCCUGAGGAGCUUAAACUGAACAAGAAACUCAUUUCGAGGGACAUCGAUUAUUACUCGUUGCCAAUCUACAAUUUCCCAUUCGAUGAAGAAGAUGCUACAGAUGAAGAUUUCCAAACGAACACUUAUCUCAGAGGACUUCUUCCCUUCAGUAUUGUUGGUUCCAACGACGUGUUCGAGUCUUCUGACGGCACUGUGAUUCGCGGCAGAAAAUACCCAUGGGGCACACUAGACGUGGAAGACGCAACCAUUUCAGACUUCGUCGUGCUCAGAAACACGUUGCUCAUUUCGCAUCUAAGCGACAUGAAGGAGUACACUCAUGAAAUCUUGUAUGAAAGAUACAGAACGGAGGCUUUGUCCGGUGAAAUGCCACACGCCAGUGUCGUGUCCUCAGAUAGGGUGUUCAGUGGGGUUGACGGUAACCAAGAAUACCCAGGAUCACCAGUUGCUUCGGGCAGAGAUUCGAUUAGAGGAGCACACGGUGUAGGAUACAAUAACGACGUCAACUCCAUGCACUCUAACAACAAUGCCAAUGCCAACAACAAGGACACUUACUUGGCCAGAGAAGAACAAAUCAAGCUCGAAGAAGAAAGGCUAAGGGUGUUCGAAGAAAGAGUACAACAAGAAUUGCAACUAAAGAGACAGGAAUUGCUACAAAGAGAACAAGAACUAAGGGAAAUUGAAGAGAGGCUCGAAAGAGAAGCUAAAUUGAAACAAGAAGGUAUCAAAAUGGAGCAGUAA